Molecule: messenger RNA, 5432 nt
Organism: Hypomesus transpacificus
Lineage: Eukaryota; Metazoa; Chordata; Actinopteri; Osmeriformes; Osmeridae
Gene: thrap3a
Product: thyroid hormone receptor associated protein 3a
Exons: 11
Coding region: 634-3615 (993 amino acids)
Biological process (GO): positive regulation of transcription by RNA polymerase II
Cellular component (GO): mediator complex
Molecular function (GO): DNA binding; transcription coregulator activity
Source: RefSeq, a predicted model, not a curated record
CCAUGACCCAGUGUCACUGUAUCACUCGAUUUAUCAUAGUUAGAGCUAUUGGUAUUUCUGCCUGCUUUCCGCAUCACAUUUACCAGCGGACCACCAUGCCCCAGUGAAGUCGUGGCUAAACUGUCUCGAGUCUAAGAUAUCCUGUGACGAAAGCCUACUCUUCUAAUUAGACAGAAAUUAAACAUUCGCAACCUAAACGGGCUGGUGUGUUUGGGCCAGGGAGGAACGAGGAACGGAAUUGGACAGUACGUGCUCUGUUUGUCACACCCCCUCGGUUCUAAGUGAAGCCUUCCCAUCAGAGAGAGGGACCCACACAGCUGCAGGAUACAGUAGCGCGCUGCAUUUGAGAACCCGGUCGAAUGAAACCGCAUUGAAUUCACUGUUCCUUUUGCGCUGUGACAAAACUGCUAAACGAAACUGAUAGAAAGGCUCGCUUAAAGUUAUUUUAUUUUGUUGUUUUGCCUGGAUUGCUCCCAAUUCUCCGAAAGCAUUUUGUCAGUGACACUGACAGCAACGGAGCUCGCAGUCACCAAAACUGUGAUCCGUCCUCAGCCGCAGGAGAAUUGCGACAAUAAUCGGGUACUAGGCUGUUCUUCUGAGAUCUUCUGAGAUCUUCUGAGGUCUGCAGCAGCUAUGUCCAAGACGACCAGAUCAGCCUCGCGCUCCCGGUCCAGGUCCCGGUCCCGCUCACCGACCCGAUCCCGAAGCCGAUCCAGAUCCCGAUCAAGGAAACGACGAUACAGCUCCAGGUCUCGCUCCAGGUCUCGCUCUCCUCACGGCCAGGGCCGGAACCCCCCCAGGGAGUACCAGAACAACCGGGGGUUCCGUGGGUUCCACCGCGGUUUCCGCAGGCCGUACUACUUCCGGGGCCGGGGGCGGGGCUUCUUCCCGCGCGGGCGCUACCAGCGUGGCGGCGGGGGGGGCGGCGGCGGCUACAACAACAACUACCGUCCCAACGGCUGGCAGAACUACAGACAGCACCCCCAGCAGAACCAGAACCAGCACCAGCAGUACUACCCUCACAGCCCCAGGAGAGGGCGCUCUCACAGCCCCAAGAAGCGCUCGGGGAGCCCUCGCUCCCACAGCCACUCAGACCGCUCCUCCUCGCCCCGGUCCAGGCACCGCUCCCCCUCCUCCUCCUCCUCCUCCUCCUCCUCCUCACGCUCCUCCUCCCCCAGGCGGAAGUCUACGGGCGGGGCGGGACGGCUGAAUGCCAGGGAUGUGAGGGAGGAGGAGAGGGAGGCCUCCAAGGAGGGUCAGAAGGGAGGAGGAGGUGAGGAGGCCGCUCCGCUCACAGGCGGUGCUGGGGGGGCCGAGGAGGCCGAGGAGGGAGCUAGCGCUAACGGUAACGCUAAGGCUAACAAGGCCGUGGGCAGGUGGCAGGGUCUGACCGACUACAGCACCAGCCCCAGGAGAGAGGGCUCUCUGUUCCCAGCAGCCACGCCUGGCCAGGCCCCCCCGGCCCAGGCCUCCCCGGGCCAGGCCCCCCCGGCCCCCACCCAGGCCAGCCCCCCUUCCCACAGCUUUGGUGAUGCUGGAAAGGGGGGCCCCUCCUCCAGGAGCCCCUUGUUGUCUGGCUUUGGCUUCUUCUCCAGAGAGGAUAGCUUGGCAGACAAGGAAGCCAUCUCGUCUGCCUUCAAAAAGUUUUUGGAAGAACACAAUAAUAAGAAAAAGCUCCAGUCGAUCCUGGAGAACGGCCGGGAGAAAGGGCCGAACGGCGUGGAGGCGGAGCCGGGGAAGGGGACCGGCAAGCCCCCUGAGGCGUCUGUCCCGCAGGCCCUCAGAGCCGCUGGCGAGGCGCAGAGAGAGCGCAGGUACGAGAGGCAGGCCAGCGAGGCCAGCGAGGCUGGAGUGUCUCUCAGCAGCUUCCUGAAAGACUCUCCCUUCCUCGAGGACGAGGAGAGAGAGGAGAGGGAGGAGAGGGAGGAGAGGGCACCCAAACCCCGCCCCAAACAGCCCCGUCAGGACGCCAGGCCGAACGAGGACGCCGGGCCGAGGGGCAGGGCGACGCGCUCAGCCCGCCAGCUGUUCGAGGAGCGGUUCGGCCAGUGGGAGGAGCUGGCGUACGCGCCGGCCGCCAGAGACGAUGACCUCGAGGCUGAGGGUCACAUGGGCAGGAAACAGGAGGCGGCCAUGGCUGCCGCGCUGGCCCAGAGAAAACAGACGGCCAUGUUUGCUGGCUGCCCCUCCCCCGAGAAAGGGAGCAGGGCUCGGAGGAAGGAGAGGGCAGUGUCCAGCCCCUCGCCCUCGCCCUCGCCUCCCCCCAGGAGGAAGUCUGACAGGGAAAGGUUCCUGAUCAGGGGGGUGGGGGACUCCCCCCCAAGGGCUUCUGGGAAAAAAGGAGAGUUCUGUGUGAGAAUGGACGGCCUCAGAGACGGCACGGCCAGCUCGUCCAAGGCGGUGUUGGGCGAGCGGCGUGCGUGUCGUGACCUGGGGCUGCUCUCAGAGCAGGAGGGCUUCUGCACCUCCCUCCGUCACGCUCACAGGAGCCCUGCCGAGCUCUACGCUCAGCACAUCGUCACCAUCGUCCACCGCAUCAGAGCACAGCACUUCUCCUCGUCAGAAAUGACCCUCAACGAGAGGUUUGCCAUGUACCAGAGGAGAGCAGAGGAGAAGGAGAUGGAGAUGGAGAAGCCAAGGAAGAGUCCUGAGAUACACAGGAGAAUUGAUGUUUCUCCGAGUGCUUUUAAGAAACAGUCUCACCUCUCUGAGCGGAUGAGAAACUCCGAGGACGGCAGUUACAAGAACCACGGCAGAGCGACCAGGAGCGACUCCAAUGACCUCCGGCUGGAUAUUGAGCGCCGUAAAAAGUACCCCACCCAGGAGCCCCACACCCAGGAGCCCCCCACCCAGGAGCCCCCCACCCAGGAGCAGGACUGUAAACGGGGAAGAGGGGGGCGGAGGGAGGAGGGCGACUCUCCUGACUCAGGGAGAGAGAAGUUGGCUGAGAAGUCGUCCAAACACCGCAAGAAAUCAAAGAAAUGUAAGAAGAAGCAUUCUCGCUCCUCCUCCUCCUCUUCAUCUGACUCGGAGGGGGGGGCUAGAGUGGGGUUCCCCCAGGAGGAGGCCCCCGCUAGAGAGGAGGGCUUCAACAGGGCUCGCCUGGGGCCCCGGGACGCUGGGGGCCCCGUGGAGAGGGGGCGGCCACGUGGAGGAUUUCAGCUCAGAAUAAGAGGGCGAGGCUGGAACCGAGGGAACUACCAGGGGAACUACCAGGGGAACUACCAGGGGAACUACCAGGGGAACUACCAGGGGAACUACCAGGGGAACUACCAGGGAAACGGAGGGGCCCCCUCCAACGUUCCCCCGCACUCCAACAACGAGGACUGGGACCCCGAGUACACCCCCAAGAGCAGGAAGUACUACCUGCAUGACGACAGGGACGAGGAAGGGAACAGGAGGUGGCUUGACACCCGGGGGCGAGGUCGGGGUUACUUCCCCCGCGCGAGAGGCCGUUUCCUGGUCCGGAAGGGUCCGCCGGGCACCUGCAGCAACGGGAGUCCCCGCUGGAGCCACGACAAGUUCCUGGGGACCAGGGAGGGGGGGCAGGAGGAGGGGGAACAGGACCACAAAGAGGGGGGGCAGGAGGGGGUUAUGGACACCUCUGAGCAGUGAGGAGGGGCAGGAGGGGGGGGGCAGGAGGUGGAGGGCUGUUACUCUCCUCUUGCCCCCGGGCCCCCAGCUGGGGUUGUUGCGUGGCGUCUGGUGAUACAGGUUAGAACAUGUAGCGCAUCUUGCAUCUUCUUCCAGAGCUGUGGUAGAGGACUGGGAAAUUAAGUGUGCCUUAGACGAGUGUAAAUACCUUUCGGACCCGCAGUAACAGUUAACACAAGAUGUUGAGGCCAAAACGGAUGAGUAUAAUAGAGAGGAGAGAGACGGGUGUUUUAUCUGGAGUGAAGCGUAGCGCACCAUCACAGAUGGCUGGGUCAGCUGAUGGAUUCUUCUGUCAGACUUUUUUAAGAUUAAAAAACUCAAAUAAAACAAAAACAUACAUGACAGCUCAGUUUUUCUCUUUUGCCUCCUCGUCACAUCAGCGUUAUCUGUCCUUUAGUGUCCCACAGGAAGACACAGUCUGAGCACGGGACCAAACGGGGAGGGGUCAGGGGUCAGGGAUAGUGUUCUGCAGACCUGCACACAGGCUGGUAGCUCAGUAGACACCAAAACUAAAACAUCCUUUUUCACAGAGACUGUUGACUGGAAGUCCACAUAUCUGCAUCGUCUACCCAGAAUCAAAUAUGAAAAAAAAGGGCUUUUGAAAUCAGACUGUACCCAGAUUUUAAUACUGUAGCUUAUUCCUUUCCUAGCAUUAUCCCACACUUAGGACUCGCAGUACUUUGAUAUGUACAGUAGUCGGUGACACUUCAGAUCCAGCUGAUCGUAAUAAGCGUUAGUUAAUAGGUUAUAAUGCCCUUAUAAGAUGCUUAUUAACAUUCAUAUGUGUUGAUAAGAGUAUAUAGGUUUUGAUAAUAAUAGUAGUGGUUAGGGUUAGUGUUAUCAUAAGAUGAAGUAAGCAUGAGUCUAUAAUAAGAUCCUUAUAAGAUGCUUAUUAACAUUGGUAUGUGUUAAUAAGACUUGUAAAUGUACUAAGACCUUCUUACCUUCUCACCUCUUUACUGAUGCUUAUUACAAGCAUCUGGAUAUGAAGUGUUGCCCAGUAGUCUAUAUUCAAGGGUCUAUAUUUUACCUGAUAUACUUAUUUUAAAAGCAUUAUUUUACUUUUGUCAAUAAUGCCAACCUUUUUGUGAAGCGAAUAACAAACAAUCAGUGAUCAAAUCAGUUCAUUGCAAAUUCUGAAUUUUGAUGUAAUUUUCUUUAAUUACUGUUUUCUUCUUCUCUUUGCUGUCUUUAAUGAAAGGUACAUUUUUAUGUGGUAGGCUUGAAACUCCCAGCCUGACUUGCAAGAUGGCUUGUUACACAGAACCAUCUGGGAAGUUGUGCCUGCACACUAUUUUGUAAAAGGGCGGGCACUUUCAAAGAAUCCUUGGCAGGUGAUUGGAUGAACCAUCUGUCUAUCAGGCUAAUUCAGCUUCCCCCGUAGCUGCCAGUAGCUCCUCAGAGGACGCUGGGUCCCACUGUGGGUCAGACGGAUGUGUUGGACGUUGGCAGGAUGGAUUCUCGUGCAAUUCCUGAUUUCGCUGAUCCAGCUGUAUCGCAAGGCCGUUCAACUCAGUCAGUCUUUGAUGGAAAAUAGAGACGAAGGUUCAAAUGGAAUUAUGGAAUAUUUGAUGUGUCUAAAAGCAUAGUUUUUAAAGUAGAUUUAUAUAUAUAUUGUUGCACUAUCUGGAAUUAUUUGUCUUUCUGUGGGGUUGCACUGCUUAAAUUGUACAGUAUACAUUGUGAUUUACCAAUUCAUGUUAGAAGAGACUUUUUUGAAUGUUUCCUUUUGCAAAGCCUUUUUCUCAGAUUUUAAAUUAAAAGCGGAUUAUGAUUCA